Messenger RNA from Cololabis saira (Pacific saury), 7024 nucleotides. It is a transcript of the gene apbb2b, whose product is annotated as amyloid beta (A4) precursor protein-binding, family B, member 2b. Gene Ontology annotation, molecular function: amyloid-beta binding; transcription factor binding. Gene Ontology annotation, biological process: regulation of DNA-templated transcription. Bases 323 to 3046 code for a protein of 907 amino acids. The transcript has 18 exons. Gene Ontology annotation, cellular component: nucleus; cytoplasm. NCBI's taxonomy places the organism in Eukaryota, Metazoa, Chordata, Actinopteri, Beloniformes, Belonidae. The record is from RefSeq and is a predicted model, not a curated record.
GGAGGAGAGAAAAAAAAAGGAAGGAGCCAAGAGAGAGAAAACGGAGGGGAGGAGGAGGGAAAAAAAAGGGAAAAGGGCAGCAGUAGAGCCACCAAAAGCGAAGACGCGAAAGCGGGCACGAACGGAAAGGACGCUGCUGUGACUCUUCAGUGAGGUCCGGGUGACUGGAUGAAGAAGGAGCCACUGGCUACCAGAAUGGACGUGCUGCAUCCUGGCGUUUCCGACAAUCCUUAGUCCUCUGAUCUGCUGCUGAGUCUACUGAACUCUGAACUGUGACCAGUGCCAGUCUGACUGACUCUGUCAGAUCCUCUUGUCUUGUGCCAUGAUGAUGUCAGUAGAUGUGACCAAUCGCAACAGCCCCGCUGCCACACCCCCCACGUCGCUUAACCUGCGGUCUUCACACAACCAGUUGCUCGCCAGUGAUGUCAUCAAACAGGGUUCGGCCACUCCUCCCAAGUGUCGCAAAAAGUACGCGCUAACAAGCAUCCAGGCCGCCAUGGGCCUCGGAGAAGCGGUGCCGCCUUCAUCGUCACCGUCGUUAUCUCCUUCACAACAGUCGACCCCAAAUAACCCCAAGAUAGCUAAGAAUGGGGUUAACCAACUCCGUAAAGCCGGCCAGGACCACAAUAAAAACACAACUGGUCCUGAUGCAAUGGAUGUUGAGAGUAAUUCAGAAACUAUAGCGGAUGAUCCUAACGUCAACACAGUAGAGGAACAUGAUAGUUGCACACUUACCAACAAUGACAGAGAGGAAGAUGACUUUAAGGUUGACGUUGAACUGCUGACGCAAACUACCGGUGACGCAGAGUCCGAGCAGGUGACAGAACCGGACAUGGACUGCAACAUUAACACGACUACGGAGCCCAAACUGAAUAGCAAAACGGAAGAUCUGGACUUGAACGUCGAGGCAGAGGAGGCCGAUGACAUCAGCAUUCUGUCUGAGAAGGAAAUAAUAUCAAAGAUGAAGAUCGGGGAGGAUGAGGAGGCGGAGGAGCAGGAAGACGAGGAGGAGACGCCUUUGCUGGUGACCAAAGGAGAGACUCCAGUCAAGAGCCACAAAGUUUCUCCAGGCCUCGAGCUCAUCUCCGACCUCCAUUCCAACUUCAUGGUCCUCCAGUCGGGGAAAACCCCCGCGCUGCCUCCGCCGCCAUCCCCGCCGAAGCAGCUCAGCCCGGAGGACGUGCCCCUGCUGUCCGUGGCCUCCUGCCCCUCGUCCUCGUCCUCUUCUCCGGAGACCAAGAAGGACAGAAGGACCGGCGCAAAGACGGACUGUGCUCUGAACCGCAUCCAGAACCUGAAUCCCAGUGAUGAAGAGUUGAGCUGGACCACGCUGUCCCAGGAGAGCAACUCACCUGAGGAGACAGAUAUUUGGAGCGAGCAGUCUUUCCAGACUGACCCGGACCUGCCUCCGGGAUGGAAGAAGAUCACAGACAUGGCCGGUAUCUACUACUGGCACAUUCCCACCGGUACCACCCAGUGGGAGCGCCCUGCCACCCGUCCACCUCUCUCUGAACAGACGGAGCCGCCGGCCCUGGUGGUGUCGACACCACGCAAACACUCGCUGGGCUCACUCAGCCCCUCGCCCACUCCUGACCAUGAGUCGUGUCAGGCCGAAGUUUUCUUCAUGGGAUCGACUCGUUCGGGCAGCACCACCUCUGACAGUUCAGUCGAGCCCCUCGCCGCUCACGAGCCCAUCCUCCCCACGUGUGGAUUUGUCAACAGCUGCUACUUUCCUCGUUCCACGUCCCUCCAGGGGUUACCAGAUCAAGAAUGUCGCUCUCAUCAUCACGAAGAUGAAGACAAGAAGCAGGUGUGGAGUGAGUUUGGCGGAAAAAUUGAUAGUGAGGUGUGGAAGGACCUGCAGGCGGCCACAGUGAACCCUGAUCCAAGCCUGAAGGAGUUUGAAGGGGCCACACUUCGCUACGCAUCGCUCAAGUUAAGGAACCGCCCAGCCGUGGAAGAAAACGAGUCCAGCAGCGUCAACACUGACUCGGAGACAAAGUGUUUUGCAGUGCGCUCUUUGGGGUGGGUGGAAAUGGCUGAGGAAGACUUGGCUCCAGGAAAGAGCAGCGUUGCCGUCAACAACUGCAUCCGACAACUGUCCUACUGUAAAAACGACAUCCGAGACACGGUCGGCAUCUGGGGAGAGGGGAAGGACAUGUACCUGGUGCUGGAGAACAACAUGUUGAACCUGGUCGACCCCAUGGACCGCAGCGUGCUUCAUUCUCAGCCAAUUGCAAGUAUCCGGGUCUGGGGCGUCGGCCGAGACAACGGCAGAGACUUUGCAUACGUGGCACGGGAUAAAAACACCAGGAUCCUGAAAUGUCAUGUGUUUCGUUGUGACACCCCGGCCAAAGCCAUCGCCACCAGCCUGCACGAGAUCUGCUCCCGGAUAAUGACGGAACGAAAGAAUGCCAAAGCGAUGGCAGGAGGCUCGCUCCAGGACAGGAUGCAGGCAGGACUAGACCUCCCUUUACAAGCAGAGUUCCCCACACCAAAGACGGAGCUGGUGCAGAAGUUCCAGGUUCUCUACCUGGGGAUGAUGCCUGUGGCCAGACCAAUAGGUUUCUCUGUUCCAGGUAUGGACAUACUGAACGGAGCCAUCGACAGUCUCAUCGGUUCUUCCAACAAAGAGGACUGGACUCACGUGGCCCUGAAUGUGGCGGACGCUACAGUCACCAUCAGCAAAGAGGAGGAUGAAGAGGAAGUGCUGGUGGAGUGCCGCGUUCGUUUCCUGUCCUUCAUGGGAGUCGGGCGCGACGUGCACACGUUUGCCUUCAUCAUGGACGCCGGCGGGCAUCGCUUUGACUGUCACGUGUUGUGGUGCGAGCCCAACGCCGGGAGCGUGUCUGAGGCCGUCCAGGCGGCUUGUAUGCUCCGGUAUCAGAAGUGUUUGGUGGCCCGACCGCUCUCCCAGAAGGCCUGCGGCUCGUCGCCUCCCGGAGACUCCGUGUCUCGCCGGGUCUCCACCAGCGUGAAGCGAGGCGUCCUGUCUCUCAUCGACACCCUCAAACAGAAGAAACCUGUCACUGAGUUACCUCAGUAACCAUGGCAAAAAAACCCUACCGGCUCACCGCCACGGUCCCUAGUUACCAUGGUAACCCGUUGCGUCGCUGCCAAAAACCCCCAUUAACAUCACAGACCCCAGCAAACCAUGGAAAUGCGGCAAAAGCCCCCCAGAGUUCGGGAAAAGCUGUCACAAAAUCCGUUUGAUUUCGGGAGCAAAUUGGAAUUUCACCUCGAGAGUUUCACCUGCUCGCGAGCAGCAAAUUCAGGUCUUGUCUCCUCCACCCAAACUCAGAUGAAUAUACCAAUUAUCAAGAAGGAACAGCCAUGAGGAACACCUGAAUGAUGGUCGUGAAGAUGAAAGUGUAUAUAGAAUCAACUCGCAUCCCCCCCCACAGCACAGAGUGAGGAGAUGGCGCCAAGAACUGAACUGAAGAAGUAGGAAAUGUUCUUUAAGCACAGCAACGUGUGGCGAGAAAAAGCUCAUUGCUGCCCAAAACUGCUGACCUCUCCAUGCUCUCUGUGUUUUUUGUGUCCGUGCCCGUGCUGCCAGCAUGACCUUUCACUCCAGGCCGCAUUCAUGACAUUCACCUGGUUGUCUUGUUAGUCCGUAGGCGCUUCCUCCCCCCACUGGCCCUCCUUCUCAUCGUCGUCAGUAAACUGUACCCGAAGGAAAUGAGAGGAAGGAAUAAUAAAAGCCAUCGUGUCUUGUUUUUUGCUUUAUCAAUAAGCAAUGAGUGGAAGGAGAGGAAAGAAGCUGCUACCGAAUGGAGAGAUUUGUCAGUCUACACACCUUCUAACCUGCUCAUCUGGUCUUGCAUGAACUUUUGAUCUAAAUGUGAACUAUUCUAAACAAUAUCAAUACAGUUGCUGCUGCUUUCAGGGAGAAAAGGGGGGAGAAAUCAGAAGUCACACUUAUCGUUUAUCCGGGUUAUUUUUUUCUUUGUUUUUUCUCCUUGUUUCUCGACAGCUGUGUAAGAAUCAUCCCUUGAUGGUUGGAAACGAGUGGUGACCUUUCACCAGAGGCAUCCUUCAUAUCCUCCUGUUUACUUUACUUUAUUUUUUCUUUCUUUUGCCAUCCGCUUGAAAAAUGACAAUAGCCAUAACUGUUGAAGGAUGGUAGGCGUCGACCCUCUCCUCCCUGCUCGUGACCAGCGCUCGGCCGCUGCUUCAAACGCGGGAGACGUCGGCUUUGCUGCUGCUGCUCUUUGAUACAAAUGCUGGAGGAAAUUUGACUGAUUAUUCCUUUAAAUCCCACCUCAGAAAGUCAUAAGGAACUUCAUGCCCACUAAUACAAGGGGAUUGCCUGGAGGGAGAGAAGAAUUGAGGAAUGUGUUUUUAUACCUGGGUAUGGUUAUUAUUAUUAUUAUUUUUUUUUUCCCUUAAAUUUUAGAAAGAGAGGAAACGAUUUUACUGUGAGCCUCCGUCGUUUCUGGGAGGAAAGCAAAGAGUUGCGUCGACUCAAACUAACAGGGCUUUCCUGGGCUGCUCCGUGUCUCCAGGGUUCUUCUCACUUGAAUGCGCUUUCUCUGUACUCUUACUUGGAGUUUGUUUGUUCAUCAGUGCCAUGAAAUCACUUGUUUUUAUCUGUCGUGUCAAGUUUCUCACACAAAUCUCAGUUCCAAACCACGAGCGCUGUGUUAUUAUCACAAAUCUGACCAACUUGGAUGUACAAUAGAAACCUAAAGUCAUGAACACAAUUGCCCGUAAUGUUACUGAUAGUUGUGGAGGAAGCAGGUUGAUGGUGAACCUCUGUUCAAACCCUCACCAGAAUUCUCCUGACAAGCAGCAAAUAUAACCCUUGAAGCGGUGCCUACAGAUGAAGCUGGUAUAUGGUGCAUUUCCAUUAGGGAGGGUCGGGGGUAAAACGUAGAACAGGAACGAUGACGGGUUUGAUGUCCUCCUUGGUCCUUUUUCUACGGUGGCCGAGACCCGCCAUUGCUGAAAAUUAAAGUAACGCUGCAAACAAAAAGAAACGCCGCUGCAAAUAAAAGAAACGCUGCAAAUAUAAAGAAACCCCGCUGCAAAUAAAAUAAAAAAACGAAUAAAAAAGCCACAAUGGAAGUGAAUUACCGGGGACUAUUUUUGCCAAUGCACCUGUGUUUUUAUUACCUAAUACAUUAAAAAUGACACGUAGCGAUGUUGAACACUAACCUUUUCAUUUAUUUUCUUGUUCGUUGUUCUUCUUAUUCCUCGCUCUUCUUAUUUCUUCCUUUUCUGUUACGUCCUCUUCGUCUUCUUCUUCUCCUCUCACGUAAAAAACAUCAAAAAUAGUCCCCGGUAAUUCACUUCCGUUGCGGCUUUUUUAUUUGCGUCGUUUCUUUAUAUUUGCAGCAGCGUUUGUUUUUAUUUGCAAAGCGUUUAUUUUAUUUGCAAAGCGUUUAUUUUAUUUGCAGCGACGUUUCUUUUUAUUUGCAGCAUUUCUUUAAUUUUCAGCAAUGGUGGGUCUCGGCCACCAUACUUUUUCACGUUAUUAUCUCCCUUCACCAGUGACGGACCCGGUAGGAUCCACUGACUAGCAUGCUACUGCUCCGCACCACUUAGUGGCAGUGGUGCCACACUUUCACUGUUUGCACACCGCUAAAAAAUAAGAAAAAGACAGCAAAGAAAGGGGGUGGGGGGAUGGAGGAAUGAUGAGAUCGGCAUUGGAGGAGCAGAGGUUGCUUCCGUUUCAGUUUGCUGUCGGCAUGCGCUGCAGUGGUGGCGUACUCGUAUUCAAAGAGGACACUGAGACGUCUGUACAACAACGUAUCCUUCCCCCGGCAGACCCAACCAUCACCCAUUGAACCUCAUAAACCUGUUUGCUAAAGAGAUCACCAGUUCUUGCCAUCAGAGUUUCAGUGAAGCUCCUAAAAGUUUCUCUGGUGAUUGAUACAUUUGAAGGAUUUUGAAACUGACGAAUUGUUGACGUUUACAUUUCCCACUUGACUUGAUAUUACUGGACAAUUGUUUUAAUGUUACUGGUAAAUACAUCAUAUACACCUAGUCUGAGCGCGCUGUUCAAUCAAGGGAUCAAAUGGUUUGCUUGUUUAAAUUUGCAAGAACCAAAUAAAAUCAGCAUCAUCAUCAGCUUCCAUGAGGUUAGGCUUAUUUGUGAAACCGCUGCUGGUGCAUCUCGCGUCCUGUUUUGCUCCCAGCGUGGACUUGCUCAGUUAAGGGAACUAGUUUUGUUUUGAGAAAUUUCCGCCACAGCACCUUCUUUGUCACAGACAUGUUGAAAUGGGAAUGAAACUGUGUGUACAUAUUACCCAUUAUGAUGUAACAUUUGGCAUUAAUCAUUGUUAUAAGCUAUCUUUUCACUUUUGAUUGUCUUUAUUUCUCUGUUAUUUCCACGUUACGAUAUGCCUUUUUUUUGAAAACUUACCAAAUGGCCAAAGUGUAUAAAUACGUAUAUACGUUAUUGUAGAUAAGACAAAUACACGAACAAACGAUGAAAGCAGUCGCGGUGAUUUGGAAAAUCGUCAGUCGUCACUUAAGUCGAUACUGAAUUUAACUGUGCAAUUAUCUAUGCAUUCUUUUGGUCUAGAGAAAAUGGAAGUCAUGAAGAAGCCUUGCAUGCCCUCGAAUGGUCGAAAGAGAGACUGUAUGUAUUAAAAAGAAAUAUUUUUAUUUUAUUUAUUCUAUUUUAUAAAGGUAUAUUCUGAUUUUAUUAGUUGGGGCAGGUAAAGUCUCUUGACACCGUCAUCGUUUCAGUCCCUGGUUGACUCUGAACAACAAGCUUCGCUUUGCAGUAAAAAGAAGUUAAAAAAAACCAACCAACUACAGAUAAAGGAAUAUAUACAUAUAUUCACAUUGUACAGUGCUCACUUGGAGCUGGGGGUCCACCGUUGCACCGGGGGGUCGGGAGAUGAAGGAGACGGUGGCAGCAGUGGAUUCCCAGUGUUCCCGUCAAGCUCACGUAAACUACAACAAACACACACUCCAACAGAUGGAUGUGUUGGCUUCUGUUUGCUGCUCACGGAUUUGUACACUUUAUCAAUGUAACCUGUUGUGAGAAUAAACAGCAUUAUAAAAUACA